AUGAAAAAUUUCAGUGAAGAAUAUCCAGUUGAAGAGGAUUAUCAGAUUUCUGAAGAUGUAGAAAAUGUUCGAAAUUACUUGUUGUAUGGGAGAGACCUCCCAGAUCACAUAUUAAAUGUGCUUGUUGCCCCAUGGUGGCAGAGUGAUCCUGGUUCUUCAGCAGGAUUCUUUUAUGCUGGCUACCCACUUCGAAGUGGAGAUGCAGACUACAUCAGAAGACAUGGUUUUUUUCCAGAUGCAUUUCUGUAUUUGUCUGUACCAGAAAAUACUCUCAAGAAAAGAAUUUUCCGUAUUUAUAUGGAUCUGUGGGAGAAGAGACAAGAAAAAUUGAAGCAAAUUGUGGCAGAAAGAGAUGCAGGUAUAAUGAAGGAAUGGCAAGAUGCAAAAGAAGAACGGAGAGAGCAAUUAUUUGAUGAAUAUAGAGCUAGAAAACACUUACUGGAAACGUAUGCAGAUGCUGUUUAUGAAAUGAACAGGAAAAGCACCGCAGCUAUGAGCAAAGGAAGCACAGUUCCUUCAGAAACUCCAGUAACUACACCAGCGGAGAACGCAGCAAAAUCUACAGAAAGUCGUACAGUAUCCUGGAACCCACUCAGUGAACCAUCCCCAUUUGAUGAUGCAACAUCAGAAACUAUUGAAGAUGUAAUUGAAGAACUUGCUACAGCAGAAUUCCCAGAACCUAUAUUGGAGCAUAAUUGGGAAUCAAAAUCAGAUGCAAAAACACGAAUUUCAGGCCAGAUUUCUGAAUGGUUUGAACUAGACAGUUCUGACAUUGAAAAAUUGCAGGAUUUUGCAACAGAGGAGAACAUAUCAUGGAUUGAAAUCAAUGCAGCACCACCACUUGAGGUUGUUAUUUUGAAUAGCCUGGCAGCUAUUUCUAAAGUCAAGUUGAGGACACCAUCUGUGUUUGAAAGUGUCUUCAGAAUAUCUGUAGACAAUGCUGAAAACCUGCUGUCAUGUGGCUACUACUUCCUCAGCAAGUUUGGCCAGUGGUGUCCAGUUCAGAUAUUUAAAGGAGAUAUUCCAGUCCAAAUGUAUACUCCACAAAAUGAAAAGGACUUGAUGUUUCCUGUAAUACAUCGAAAAUAUAUUUACUUUACAUCUAGCAAAGAAAACUGUGAUUUGUUUAUGAAAGACCCAAUGAAGUACAUAAACCAAGAAAGCUAUAUUCCAAACUUACCUAUAAAAUUGGCAAUUAUAGGACCUCCAAAAUCUGGAAAAUCAAAGUUGGCUGAAGAAUUGUCAAGGGAGUUUGGUGUGAAAGUUGUUACACCUGGACAGUCACUGAGAUACACUUUGGAAGAGAUACCUGCAUCAUCAUUAUCAAUUGCCAUAGAAGAGAAACUUCGAUCUGGAGCUCAUGUUCCUUCUUACCUUCUAGUUCCAAGUAUUGAAGUAGCAACAAUGGUUCCAAGGGGUGCAACACAAGGUUUUGUGUUGGAUGGUUUCCCAAAUACAGAAGAAGAGUCACAACUUUUAGAAAAUUUAGGAAUAAUACCAUACAUAUUUAUUAUACUUCAGUACGGUAGCAGGACAAGUGAAAAGAACUUGAAGAAACUCAGUGCCAACUUAUACAGAGAGGCUCCCAUUUACUCUGCUGAACUGCUGCAUUAUAAAUACAACUCAUGGAAAGAGGCCAUAACUAAGAAUCUUGCACGACUUGGUUUUGAGAACAAAAAUUUGCUAUUCAUUACCGAAGAUAAUUCAAAAUGGAAAUCGUAUCAAGACAUAAAAAAGAAAAUAUUUGUGGUAAUGAAUAGUUACAAUAAGUAUUUCCAAGGAAUAGGCAAAGGUUCAGCCUUAUCUCUGGAACAUAGCUGUAUAUCAACUUAUGAAUUUGGAGUGCGGCGAAAUAGUCAUUUUAAGAACUACUGUCCAGUUUGCUUGCAGUCUGAUGAAGCUCUAGUAAUGGGCAGCAUUCAAAAUGACAGAGGAGGACUUCUUGAAUAUAAUGUAAUUUCAGUAACAAAAAUGUUGUGUUUGUGA
Molecule: messenger RNA, 1986 nt
Organism: Schistocerca serialis cubense
Lineage: Eukaryota; Metazoa; Arthropoda; Insecta; Orthoptera; Acrididae
Product: adenylate kinase 9-like
Exons: 13
Coding region: 1-1986 (661 amino acids)
Biological process (GO): UDP biosynthetic process; CDP biosynthetic process
Cellular component (GO): nucleus; cytoplasm
Molecular function (GO): ATP binding; UMP kinase activity
Source: RefSeq, a predicted model, not a curated record